This is a messenger RNA of Brachypodium distachyon (stiff brome), 2690 nucleotides long. RefSeq lists its product as uncharacterized. Bases 70 to 2184 code for a protein of 704 amino acids. The transcript has 22 exons. The record is from RefSeq and is a predicted model, not a curated record. NCBI's taxonomy places the organism in Eukaryota, Viridiplantae, Streptophyta, Magnoliopsida, Poales, Poaceae.
UCAUCUUCUCCGGCAGUUUUUCCUCCGGCUCUCCCGAUUCGAAUCCCCCGAAACCCUCCGCGUCUCGAUAUGCUUCUGCUCCGCCCGCUCCCUGCACCUGCCCUGCGGGUGAAGCCCACCGCGCGGAGACCACCGCCUCGCCGACGACGACCGCCGCGUCUUCGCGCUUCAGCCUCCAGCGUCGGUAGCUCCGAGGAGGACGCCUUCACCAGGUGCUCCGGGUACCUCUUCGAGGCGGGCGUGGCCAACGCCGAGGGGGAGCUUCCCACCGCGUACGAUAUCAACGGCAUCGCGGCCGUCUACCGCCGCAGGCCGCUCCUCGUGCUCCGGCGCUCGCUGCAGAUUGGGGCCUCCUUCGGCCGCUGGUUCGCGCUGCGGUACCUCGACAGCGUCAACGAGCGCGCGGACGACAUGUUCGAGAUCAGGGCUGCUCAGCUUAGGAGGAUACUACUGGAACUUGGCCCGGCAUUCGUGAAGAUUGCACAAGCAGUUUCGUCACGGCCGGAUGUGAUUCCUCCCGCAUACCUUGAUCAACUUUCACUACUUCAAGACCGUAUAGCACCAUUUUCAACUGAGGUUGCUUUUAAUAUUAUAGAAAAGGAGCUUGCGAUGCCACUGGACAUGAUUUUCUCUGAAAUAUCACCAGAGCCUGUUGCCGCUGCAUCUCUAGGGCAGGUUUACCAGGCUAGACUAUGUUCCAACGGGAAGAUUGUUGCUGUUAAAGUACAAAGGCCUGGAGUUCAAGCCGCAAUUUCCCUGGAUAUCUAUAUCUUGAGGUUCCUUGCUGGUGUUGCCAGGAAGGCCCGCAAGCUGAACACAGACCUUCAGGCUGUGCUUGACGAAUGGGCAUCAAGCCUAUUUCGGGAGAUGGAUUACAGAGCAGAAGCGAGAAAUGGACUUAAGUUCAGGGAAUUAUACGGGAAACUUAGAGAUGUGCUGGUUCCAGAAAUGUAUCUGGAACAGACGAGAAGACGAGUCCUUAUCAUGGAAUGGGUUGAGGGGGAAAGGUUAUCAGAAGUCAGAGAUCAAUAUUUGGUUGAGGUUGGAGUGUACUGUUCACUUUCCCAGCUUUUGGACUAUGGAUUUUAUCAUGCAGACCCACAUCCUGGAAAUCUUUUGCGUACAGUUGAUGGGAAACUAGCAUACUUAGAUUUUGGGAUGAUGGGAGAAUUCCGACAAGAACUCCGUGAUGGAUUUAUUGAAGCUUGUCUACAUCUUGUUAACCGAGAUUUUGAUGGUUUAGCAAAAGAUUUUAUUACUCUUGGUUUGCUUCCUGCAACUGCUCAGAAAGAUGAAGUGACAAAGGCAUUGACAGGUGUAUUUGAAAGUGCUGUUAACAAAGGAGUUCAAAAUAUAAGCUUUGGAGAUCUGUCAGGAAAUCUUGGGCAAACUAUGUACAAAUUCAAGUUUCAGAUACCUUCAUACUUCUCUCUUGUAAUUCGAAGCCUUGCCGUCUUGGAAGGCAUUGCGAUCAGCUUCAAUCCCAACUACAAAGUCUUGAGCAGUUCAUACCCAUGGAUUGCAAGAAAAGUUCUCACUGACAGCUCACCAAAUCUUCGAUCAACGUUGUACACUCUACUUUAUAAGGAUGGCACUUUCCAGAUUGAUCGCUUGGAAUCUUUGUUAACAGAGUCGCUCCGGGCCAGAACAGAACAGUCCUUAGUCAGAAAUCAAGAAGAUAAUUAUAGUUCAAGAUUUGCAAUUAAACAAGUCCUGUCAUUUACACUCACUGAACAGGGUGCCUUUGUGAAAGAUUUACUUCUUCAGGAGAUUGCUAAGGGACUAGAUGCCCUUGGAGUUGCCACAUUAAGUUCUGUGACAUCUGCUGCAGUCUCCAGAUUUCCCUUUGCACCAUCCCCAUCACCCUCACUGAACAACGAGGAGGUCACUAACUUGAGAAAUCUAUAUCGUCUUCUGCUACUUUUAUCCAAGGCUCCUCAGAAGGAAAAUUCAUCAUCAGCUCCUGGAUAUGACAGCACUAGGGAGAAGGGAGAUGAUAGCACAGAUGAUAUUUCUCUUGUGUUAUAUGAAAUGAGGUCUCUUACAGAGUUUUUGCCAGUUCUUUCUGUCAUUCCUGAGCUUCCACCAGAGUCCCAACAGCAGUUUCUCCUCCUGCCUGCGGACUUAACUAAUCGUGUUUUAUCCCGUGCUGUUGCAAGAACCAUCAGAACAAUGUUCAUAUGAAGUUAACCUAAAGAUGUGCUCCAAAGUUCGAUCAUUUUUCUCUACGACUUCAUGAACUUCCACAUAUUCUGUCGUGGACGGCAAAACCGGCCCACCCGUACAAAGGGUGGAGAGCUGAGUUGCUGGGCUUCGUGGGCUGAUCUCAUCCCCGCGUGUUGUUGGCAGCGUGCACCCCUUCUAUUUUUCUUUUCUUUCUUUUUUCAUUUCUGGGUUGCGUGAAGCUAUCUGAAGCAACGGUGGCCGGCAGCGGCGGGAACGGGGACUCGGACGGCCCUUAUUCAACCUGAGAGAUCAAGUAUUCGAAUCUGUUUACUUUUUAUACUCUUCCUUUCUAUGUUCCAAAGCAUAUCUCGAGAGCAACAUGUCGCGGAACAAUUUUCUAGUUUUGUGAAAGGAGCUGAACAUAUGGAAUCGAAUCGAACUGAAGUGAACGGAUGAAAUGAGCUAUUCUCCCUUCCAAAUCAAUUACACUUUGCAGAUCCGCCCUCCAAAUAAAUCAAAUCAAA